This is a messenger RNA of Diprion similis, 1062 nucleotides long. Its product is annotated as replication stress response regulator SDE2. The coding region runs from base 1 to 1062 and encodes 353 amino acids. The record is from RefSeq and is a predicted model, not a curated record. Gene Ontology annotation, cellular component: nucleus. The transcript is spliced from 4 exons. Lineage: Eukaryota; Metazoa; Arthropoda; Insecta; Hymenoptera; Diprionidae.
AUGAAUAUGUCGGAGGUACAGAUCACUGUUGGAAUUUCACGGAAGACUAUCUGCAGCAUCGAGGAAGGUGUUACAGCUGAGGAGAUUGGACAGAGAGUCGCUCAGUUGACGGGGUUAGGAGUGGAUGAUUUUUACAUCUUGCACAACGGUCGUCUCGUCCGAGGCACCGACCUUUGCGAAGAUGGAGUAGCUGCAAUCGUUCCGCGCCUUCCUGGGGGGAAGGGGGGUUUUGGAUCUAUGCUGCGAGCCAUCGGCGCUCAAAUUGAGAAGACUACCAAUCGGGAAGCGUGUCGCGAUCUCAGCGGACGCCGCUUGAGAGAUAUCAACGAGGAGAAGAGAUUGAAGUCUUGGAUUGACAAGCAAGCGACUAGAGAAGAGGAGGCUGCCGAGAGAAAGAAGAGAAAACUUGAGAGGCUCUGCGCUCAGCCCAAACAUGAGUUCAAGGAUAAAAACUAUGAGAACGAACGCUCGACUUUGACGGAGAAAGUGGGCGAUGCGGUUGAAGAGGGAUUCAAAAUGGCCAUGGCUGGAAGUUCCGGGGUAAAGAGGAAAAAUCCAAGCAACGGCCAAGGCGGCAGAAAGAAAUUGGCUUUGGACUCGGAUAUCGACUCCGAUGAACUUGGAAGCUCUUCCGACGACAACUCUGACUUGGAUUCUGCUUCGGAUGUGAGAGUAAAAUCUGGCUCUAUCUCAUUCCCGGAGACACACGGCUCGCAAAAUGCGAGCCAAGUUAAAUCCAACGACGCAAAGGUAGACGAUACUACAAACUCUAAAAAACCUCAGGACCCUGGCGAAGCGUCGGAAGGUCACAUUCCAGUUUCCGAUGAAAAUCGUAUCAAUCGCUCGACCCAAUCUUUGGUAAACGAAGCUCAUGACGAUAGUCUCGCAGUUUCGAGUGAAGUACGGGACAAGCAAACUUACGUGUCACAACUGACCGCGAGCAACUCGCUUUACACCCAUGUAGUACAAGGUAAUAUUAAAAAUGCCCCCAGGUGCAGCAGGAGUAUAGCAUUAACCGAUGUCUUACGGUUCGCCGAAGCAAAACAAGCGAAUUAUCGCUGA